Molecule: messenger RNA, 4473 nt
Organism: Leptidea sinapis
Lineage: Eukaryota; Metazoa; Arthropoda; Insecta; Lepidoptera; Pieridae
Exons: 9
Coding region: 225-3854 (1209 amino acids)
Biological process (GO): microtubule anchoring
Cellular component (GO): centrosome
Molecular function (GO): microtubule binding
Source: RefSeq, a predicted model, not a curated record
UAGAAUUAUAGGAGUCAAAGAAAAUAAUGUACAAAUUUUAAAUUUCUGUUUAUUUAAAUAAUGCAUACCUAUGUUGUUAUCACGUAAAAUGUGCAUUAUCCAAGAUGGACAUAGCAAUAAAAAUUAAAGUUGCGUUGCAGUCGACGUAAUUUUAUAAUGAUUAUUGACUUAAAAAAAUAAUCAUCAAGACAGAAAACUUUAAGAAAUUAACAAGUGAAAUUAUAAUGAAUAAAUCGAUGUCGGUCGAGUCAGACAAAGAAUAUAAUAAGCUGUGUAAUGCUUUUGUUGAACUUAAGAAACCCGAACACAUUGGUGAUAUACAUAGAACUACAGUUGUUAAGUACACCCGUAUACCGGAUUUCCCUUAUGAUUCAAAAUUGUGGUCGGAAAGUAGUUUCAGUGAACCAAGGCUGCGUCGGUUGAUAGCUAUUCAAGAACCGCAACUUAAUACUACUAGAUCACUCAAGUCUUUUAUUCCUAAAAUGUCAACACCAAGUUUUUCUAAAAGGAAAAUAGUCACCAUAGAUGAAGAAGGAGAAACAGAACUACAUCCUAAAUUUUCUCAACAAAUACGAAGUUCACACUCAAAACUUACAAGCAGAGCUGUUGAAACUGAUUUUAAAGAAAAGAAGCUAUACUCACACAGGACCACAUCAAGAUUAUUGCCUUCUGCAAGAGAUGCAAGAGAAGUUAAAAAAAGUAUAAAAAGUAAUUCUCCAUGCAAGAAGGAGGUUAGUAUGACUAAUUUGAGAACCAAGCAGUCAAAACCAGAUUUGGAACAAAAUUUGAAAGCAAGAGAAGUGGUGAGAAAUACAAAAAAUGUUACUAGAGAGAGUCUAUCAAAAAAAAUUGAAAAUAAUAAAAUAACAGAAGAUAAAAAAACUAAUGCAUCUCCUAAGCAUAUAACAAAAGUGCGUCCUCACAAAUCAACAGUAGAACAAAAGAUAUUAAAGGAAAUAAAUGAAUGUCACUUCCCUUUACCUGUUGUAUAUGUUCCUUUAGAGGUGGGUGAAGGCGCAGAAAGACAAAACGACCCAAUUAGUUCCCCUAUUGUAAUUUCCAAUUUAAAUAAUGUAGCCAAUGAAACUGUUAAUCAGAGUACAGAUGUACAAAAUUUAACUUGUUUUACUGAUAUGAAUGUAGGUACAGAUUUACAGCCAAAGUCAGACAAAUGUACGCAAUCUGAUAAUAAUUUAAACGUAAAAAGUAAUCUGAUGCUAAGUCAAACAAUGGAAGAUAAAAAGGAUACUUUUGGAAGUCUUGAGGUACCAAAUGUUACAUUAGUAAAGCAUAAGGUGGAGAAAUCCAAAGAAAACAUAGUCACAUUUUGUAGUCAAUCAAUGCCUAAUCUCAAAGUCCCAGCAUUUAGUGAUACUAACUUGAAAAGUGAAAAUAAAGUUAGUGAUACUUGCUAUAGAAAUACUUCAUCAUACAUUAUUAGCAGAGCAACUCUAACAUAUACAACGAAACAGAAAAUAGACUUUCAUGUUGUUGAAAAUCAAUUAAAUCUGGAAGUAAGACAUAAGCCAGUAGUACAUCCUAUGAGUGUAAUAUCAGUUUACAGAAAAGAGUUAAAAGAGAGAAAUGCUAACGAAAAUUACGAAAAUGGUGAACGAUGUACUGGAUCCAAUGCUAAAAACCGGUUAAAUCACUUAACAAAUCCUAAAGUGAUUCCUAAACGAAAGUUAAUCAAGCCGUCUUUCAUAAUAGGUGCAAUAAAUCUUGAAUACAAUUUGGUACCUAAUGAUAAUAUUAUUGAUGAGCAAUUUCAACGUGAAUUACAUUUUAUAGACACUUUUUUUGAGUCAUUGCAGUAUUUAGAAAGUUGUUCUCUAGCAGAAAAAAGAUUAACACAAAGUAGUUUAGAUGAGCUAGUCAAUAACGUGUAUGAUUUGAAGAAAGUAAGAAUCAAUAACUUUUCUUCAAAAUUAGAUAAUGAUAUUGAUAGCAGGGAAACAAUGGCUUCGAAGAGUCUUUGUCUGCUCAAUUUGCUCAUACGUGAUGAGCAACGGCGAGCCAAAAAUCUGCUGUUUGUGUUAAAAAUGCGCGAAGAAGCUUUAAAGGAUUUCACUAAAUCACAUAUACUUUGGUUGGAAAAUAGAAAAAAACAAGAUAAUAUAGAUAUUCCAACGUUAAAAAAGAAACAACGUGGUGCAUUACUUAAACUACAGUAUGAAUGUGGGGAGAUGCAGCGUAUGCGCAAAGCUCUACUUACUCUUUCAGAGAAGCGUAAGUUAGCUCUAAUGAAAACAAAAAGGAACAUAGAAUUAAAACUGAAAAGUCACGUUGAUGUUAAACAAAUUACUUUUGAUAAGAAGAAACUAAAGAGAAGCACAUCAACGGAUAGAAAUAUACCUUUGAAAUGUUUUGAGCUAUCCAGUAGCGGUUGUGAAGAAAGCACUACAUCCCGACCGAAAUCAACUACUCCAGUGUGUUUCCCUAAAGUUUUAAUUGAAAAUUUAAAUAUAAUUGAAAAGUCUGUGCAAACUGUUGAUAAUAUUGUAGCAUCUGUAGAUCAUUCAACAAGUACAGAUGAAAACUUUGUUGUUGUUGAUGGUGGUUACCUUAAUAUUUUAUUUCGCAAUCUAUCUCUGCCAGAAAUUUUCAGUAGUGAGAGACAAUAUGAAGUGAAUGAAGAAGCCAUUAAAAGCAUAGUCACAAAAACAAAUGAUAGACAAGCUAUAGUUAAAGAAAGUGAUGUUAUUAAGAAGUUCAUGGAUCAGAUUACAAAUAGUGAGGCAGAAUGUUCAAGCAGUCCAUCAACGGCAAGGAGUCUCGUUGACGAGCUUGAUGAGUAUUACAAAGUUCUUAAAGAUGAUGAUAAAUCUGAAGACCAAUCUUUUGAAGCUAUUGGCAUUGUUGAAAUCGACAGUCGUGAUGUCCGAACAGAUGCUAUGGAAAACAAAAAAGACUCUUCAAAUAGAGUUCAGGAAGUCUUAGAGACUAGUAAACCUCAUUCUGAAUGUCCAGACUGCGCUUGGUUGCAUGAGUUGCCUAAAUGUCUUGAGAGAAAAUUACAUGAUGAAGUUAGUGCUAAUGUUGCCGGCCCACUGCCUGUCCCACCAGGAGCAGCAGACGUUGUAGAUCCAUCACCACAAUUAUGGCCUCACCAACAGUCGACAACAUCAUCCUUACCAGUUGCAACCAGUAAUGCUACCAACCAAAUAUUAUAUUCAAAUAACAUAUGUUCUUAUACGUCACCAACUGUUGAAAGCGAGGCAGAAGAAUUGCGUAGACAGCAACUCGAGAUAGAAAGAGAAAUAAAAGCUCUAGAACAACAGCAGUGUCAAUUAUUAGCUGUUCGCGAAAUACCGGAUAAACCACCACCGCCCUACAUUCCACCGGUAGAAAUACGCAAUCCAAAGGAAAAUAGAAAAUACCAUGUUGACUGUACAACUGAAGCGAAGAUACGUAGGUGUGUCGAAAAUAUAGAUGAUGAUCUCUUUGACGAAUCCGAUCCAUUUGAAUUGUUUGUUAAAGAUUUUUGCUUAGAAUGUGUGGAAUGUAGAGAUGACGAGAAGGGCAUUACAAAUUGGUUUUGUCAGUCACUGGCAACACUUCAAGUUGAUCAUGAUAAGUUUCCCGAGAAGACUGUUUCGGAACUUAGCGAGGUACUGAAAGGUGUGGCACCGACUGUUGUAACUGGUGUUGGCACAAGACGAUCAGACCAUAUAGAUGAUAUAUUAUUUGCGGAAUGGCGACGCUGUGAGCCAGAUUGGACUUCUUUACACAAGGAUGAGGUUAUCGUGAAAAAUCAGUUAUUUGAAAGCAUUUUCCAAAAGAUUCUCUCGGAAACUGUUGAUGAAUACAAAAAUACUGUCUCAGGCUCAGGAAAGCUUGGCGUGCUCAAGUGAAAUAAUAAGUUACAAUCAUGUAUUUAAUUAUUAUUGGUUAUUUAAUUGUUAUUGUAAGGCAUGUUUGGUAAAAAAAUCCCUGUUUGUUGUUUGUUAAAUUAUUUAUUUAGACAUAUAGUAUUAAAAAUAUCACAUAGUGCUUACAUUUUAACGUUUUCUCUAUAAAUAAUUUUCGUAUCUUCUAUGGUAAAAAUAGAUGAAGAGAUGUUUCUAAAUUGUAUUUCUUUUAUAAUAUUUGAUAUAUUAUCAUAAUUGUAUAAUGAAAUAUCAAUUAAGUGUAACGCUUGUCUAUAUAUAAUAUUGUAGCGAUUUGAAAUGUAUUAGCUCACAGUAUUACUGUUUUAGCCACUUGAAAUCGUGAUAAAAUAUUUCACAAAAAUACUCAAACGCGAACAUUUAUUAGGAGAAUACACCACGAGUAUAAUAGUUUACACAUAGAUAAUUAAACAAUACAUAUAAUGAGACUAGUAAAAGCCUACAAUUAACUAUAAUAAAUUAUUCUUCCAACUUACUCAAUACUUUUUAUGAUCAGUCGAACAAUCCAACCUUCAUAGAACAAUAUCUUAGAUUAAUCUCAUUAUUGUGUAUAUUACAUCGUAAUAAAGGCCAUUUUUUGUUC